Molecule: messenger RNA, 1169 nt
Organism: Planococcus citri (citrus mealybug)
Lineage: Eukaryota; Metazoa; Arthropoda; Insecta; Hemiptera; Pseudococcidae
Exons: 4
Coding region: 319-1092 (257 amino acids)
Source: RefSeq, a predicted model, not a curated record
ACCUUAUAAUUUUGAUGGGAUAUUUUCACCGUUGAUGGGUUCAAAGCCAAGGCCGUCGCAGUUCAGUUUAAGAUACAAUGACAUCCGUUAAUACGUUUCGUAGGUAUUCGUGAAUUAUUAUUAUCGGCGUGUUUUAAUUCGCGUACAGAUUUUUAGCAUCAGUGGUCCAGUUUAGUCAGAGGUGCUGAAGUGAUUGGUUUUUUUAGUGUUGUGAUGUAAAUGAUAUUAUAGUUUCAAGUGAAUAUUAAAAAAAAAAAAAAAAAAAAAAAGUACAAUAUAAAAGGAUCAAAUUAAAAAUAAACCCAACGAAGAAAAAAAAUGGCAUUCACCUCAACCACACUAAUUCUAAUAUCCUGUCUGAGCCCAAUUUUGUGCAUAACAAACGACAAAACCAUCAGAGAUUCGUACCUAUCAGCUUACAUGGACUCUCAAGGAACCAACGACUCGCCAGUCGGAGUAGUUUACCCGGAGCCUUCACGUCCUUACGGACCACCUCAACCCAAACCCAUGUACGGUCCUCCCAGCAUACCCUCCGGAGGCCAUGUCAUGGAAAUCGCAGGCCCUACGUUCUCAAUAAUGGAUAUUCUAUCUCAACUACCAGAGAAAUUGGAAUUUUUACCCAAGGCAGCUUCUGUACUUCUGACAGUGACGAAAAUCUUACUCAAAGUGGUCGUUUUGAAAAUAAUACUCAAAUUCGUAUUCAUCUUCUGCUUGUAUUUCUUCUUACCCAAGUUGGAGAUGUUGGAUAUGAUGACGAGUAUGACUGGUAUGGAGAUGAGCGAACCUACUACGGUGAAGACUCCUCUAAAUGCUACUACGACUGCGGCUGCUCCAGAAACAGAAGAUCAAGAAGAAGAAAUGCGUUUAAAUAAAAUGGCUGAUUUCGUGAUGGAUUCGAUAGAAGCUCGGAAAUUCCUCGAUAAAUUCUGUAACUCGGACGAAUCACACUACAAAUGUAAAAUUUUGAAAAAUAUUUUAAAAGUGGAUAACACGAUGUCGAUACAAAAAUUAUUCUCUUCGAUUUGGAUCCCUCAUCGAGAUAAAUACUCCACCAGAGAAAAAGAAUCGACCAAAGUGAACUAUUUAAGGUGAUACGUAGAUAGAUACUCAAAUCGUAACAAAUAAUUAUUUAUUUAUUGAACAAAUAUAUUAUACAACUCUGUACUCUA